CCUGGAAGAACAUCAACUGAAUCCCUAAUGCUUAACGAAAUAAGAGAAAUAAGGCAUGAGAAAUCACACACACGGAAAAUGCAAAUUUUCUAAAAGGUACUUUUUUUUCUAAUUGAUUUUGCAAAAACCUAUGUAAACACAUUAAACUAUCAAAGUAUUGAUAGAAUUCACUUAACUCACUGCCCCACAGUCCACAGAGAGUAGCAGCCACGGCCCAUUUCAUAAAUACACACCAGAAUAAGCACAAGAAAAGAAAUUCGCAUCUCUGUUUCAUUGCAUAUUGAAUUUCUCUAAUAUCUUGUGCUCCUGGAGAGGAUAAGGAUCAAAAUGACCGAGAAACUUACCAUACGAGUAACGGGAUCGGAACGGAAAAGGCAUAUCCAUUUUCUCACAUAAUUUAACAGAAAAAAAACAAAAAAUUCAGCUUUCCAGCCAGCAUCAUCAGAAUGAGGAGUGUUCGAUUAGACCUAGUGAUGAAAACGACAUCGAAAGUAAAAGUAAUCAAUGAUCAUUUGGAAUAGGGGUGGGAACUACCCUGGAAAUGGAUGCCCUCGUUGCACCAGCAGGGCAUUCUACACUUCCCUGGCUACAGGAAUCCAAGGCACCACCAUUUUCCCCUUGGAUCUUUCUUCACUCCCUAGAGCUAGGGUUUAAACCGGAGACUGCGAGGAGAGCAUUUGCCAUUUAGGAAUGGAAACGCCCGAAUUUGAGGCCUUGAGGGAUGGCGGCAAAGUUUAGAAUGGAAGACACGUGGCAGAACAUAAAUGGGCAUUCCGGUUCAUAUCGGUAUCAUCCAAAUUGCCUCGUGAUUGAAAUUUGAAGAAGGCCCGGCCCGCCCAUCCAUCUCCGGCCUCUUCUCUUGGGUGCUAUGGUGGCACUGGCGCCAUGGAUGAGAAACCCAAGCUUCUCUUCCAUGGUAGCUCGUCGUCUUCUCCGCUUUGUUUCUACUUCUUCUUCUCUUGCUAUUUCGCGAGAUCCAAUUGUGGACAUUCCUCAUUACAACUCCAGGAUACGAGAACUGACGCGGCUCGGCCAUGCAAUAGACGCCCGGAGACUGUUCGACGAAAUGCCCCACAGAGACAUCAUCUCCUGGAAUUUCAUGAUCUUCGGUUAUUUCCAGAACGGCAUGAUCGAUGAGGCACGAGCUCUUUUCGACUCGUUCGCGGGGAGGAAUAUCAGGACCUGGACCAUUGUCGUCUCUGGGUACGCUAAAUCUGGUCGAAUUGAAGAUGCCCGAGAAGUCUUUGAUGCAAUGCCGGAGCGGAAUUCCGUCUCUUGGAAUGCGAUGAUCAGUGGAUAUGUGCAGCAUGGUGAUUUAGCGACGGCAAGGUGGCUGUUUGAUAGAAUGCCUGAUAGGGAUGUGGCCUCGUGGAAUUCCAUGAUUACCGGAUAUUGCCACGCCCAUCGGAUGGGGGAGGCCCGGUGGCUCUUUGAAAACAUGCCAGCAAGGAAUUUGGUCUCUUGGACUGUGAUGAUUUCUGGGUACGUUCAGAUUAAUGAGUAUGAUGAAGCGUGGAGGUUUUUCCUGCAUAUGCAUCGUUGCAUGAUGAGCCUGGACCAGCCCAAUUUCACUGCCGCUAUCUCUGCUGUGGUGUGUUUGGGUAAUAUUGUACUGCUCGAGAAUCUGCGGUCCUUAGCAAUCAAGACUGGUUUUGAGGGGGACGUGGUCGUGGGCACUGCUAUACUGAAUGCUUACACAAGAGAGAGUGGAGGCCUGGAGUCUGCAGUGAGAUUCUUUGAAGGUAUGCGGGAGAAGAACGAGUAUUCUUGGUCCACUAUGAUCACAGCGUUGUCACAUGUUGGGCGGUUAGAUGAUGCUCUCUCGUUUUACCAGCGAGAUCCGUGUAAGACUAUUGUUUCUCAAACAGCAUUACUGGCAGGGUUCGCUCAGAACAACCGGAUUCAUGAGGCCAGACACAUGUUUGAACAAAUGCCUGAUCCUAAUGUGGUGUCGUGGAACGCCAUGAUUGCAGGAUAUGCUCAAAAUGGGAUGCUUGAUGAAGCAAAGAAAUUGUUUCACAGGAUGCCUAUACGUAAUGCAAUUUCAUGGGCUGCGAUGAUUGCCGCUUGUGCACAGAAUGGGGAAAGUGAAGAAGCUUUGGACCUUUUAUCAGAGCUUCAUUGGCAUGGAAUAGUUCCUACUCUCUCCAGUUUCACCAGUGGUUUCUUUGCUUGCGCUAACAUCAGAGCACUAGAGAUGGGUAGGCAACUACACUCUCUGGCUAUAAAGGCAGGAUCACAGUUCAAUGCCUAUGUCAAUAAUGGCUUGAUCACAAUGUAUGCCAAAUGCAAGAAUACGGAAGAUGUCACUCGAGUUUUUAACUGGAUGAGAACAAAAGAUAUUGUGUCUUGGAACUCUUUGAUUGCUGGCCUAUCUCAUAACUACUUGUUGGAUGAUGCUCGCACUGUUUUUGACAAGAUGCCCAUCCACGAUGUUGUCUCAUGGACUGCAAUCAUUUCCGCAUACUCGCAGGCUGGGCAAGGCAAUGAGUCUCUUGAGCUAUUUCUCAGAAUGUUGAGAGAAGGGGCAUUGCCAAACUCUUCAACCAUGACUACCCUCCUUAGCACUUGCGGCCAUGUGGGUUCAAGUAGGCUAAGUCAGCAGGCUCAUGUUCUGACCAUUAAAUUGGGCUUUGAUUUGGAUCUUUUUGUGGGCAAUGCCCUGAUUUCAAUGUAUUUCAAGUGUGGCUGCAGAGGCUCCUUUUUGGUUUUUGAAAAAAUGCCUGAACGUGAUAUAAUCUCAUGGAACUCAAUGCUUGCUGGCUGUGCCCAAAAUGGCCUUGGAAGAGAAGGCAUUCAAAUCUUUGAGCAGAUGAAAGCGGAAAGAAUUUUACCGAACCAGAUCUCUUUCACGGGGCUCUUAUGUGCUUGUAGCCAUGCUGGUUUGGUUGAUGAAGGGUGGCAUUAUUUCAAUUCAAUGAGCAAGGAUUACAGACUCAUGCCAUUGGAAGGUCACUAUGCCUGCAUGGUGGACCUUCUUGGAAGAGCAGGCCACUUGGAUGAAGCUAAAGAAUUCAUAGAAAACAUGCCCAUUGAACCAGAUUCAGUGGUGUGGGCAGCACUUCUUGGUGCGUGCAGAAUUCACCAGAAUGUAGAACUUGGCAGAAUGAUUGCAGAAAAGCUGUUUCAAAUGGAGCCACAGACUGCUGGAAAUUAUGUCUUGUUGUCAAACAUAUAUGCAUCUCGUGGCAUGUGGAACGAAGUGGAUGAGGUGAGAGAGUUGAUGAGAGCUAGAGGUGUCACAAAAUCACCAGGUUGCAGCUGGAUUCAGAUAAGGAACAAGUUGCAUUCUUUUAUCACUGGAGAUAAGCACCAUGAGCAGAUUGUUGAGAUACAUGCACUCCUGAAGGAGCUGUAUGUAAGACUGAAGUAUGCAGGUUAUGUGCCAGACACCCAAUUUGUCCUGCAUGAUGUGGAAGAGGAGCAGAAAGAGAAUGUGCUUCUCUAUCACAGUGAGAAACUUGCCGUUGCCUAUGGUCUAUUGGCAACGUCUGAUGGUACGCCACUACAGAUAAUGAAGAAUCUCCGAAUAUGCGGAGAUUGCCAUAAUUUCAUGAGGUUUAUGUCUAAAAUAACCAAGAGAGAAAUUGACAUUAGGGAUGGGAAUAGAUUCCAUCAUUUUAACGAUGGAAACUGUUCUUGUGGGGAUUACUGGUGAUGCAGACAGAUGAAAUGAGGGAAAAUACUUGUCAUUCCCUGAGAAUCAUUGCUCUUACAAUCACUUAGCAAAGCUAUAGUUUGAUUAGGACAUCUGUGGAUGGCGCCUGCCCUUGAGAGGUCAUACAGGAAUUUGAAGGCACGAAUGUGAUUGUGGUUGGAGUCUGCUUUAGCUUCGUCUGUAGAAACAUGGUGCACAAUAUUGAACACAUACGUAUGUGUUUGUUGUUCAUUAAUCGGCAGGGUUGCUUUAAACCUUGAUGGAAUCAAGGAAUCAUCCAAAGUUAAUCUGACUCACUGGACUUAAAACGGUUUCCAAAUCCCGGAUGCUUAUAUAAUCAGUUGGAAAUUAAUUAGAGAAUCACAGAAGAGGAGAAGAUUUGUUAAUGUUGUUUUCUUUUCUGGGUCAGCAAUGAAUUUUGACAAGAGUGUUAGUCUAUCUCUUAUAGUGAAGCGAUUAACCCAAUUACAAGAUCAUAUAGUGA
Molecule: messenger RNA, 4142 nt
Organism: Dioscorea cayenensis subsp. rotundata (Guinea yam)
Lineage: Eukaryota; Viridiplantae; Streptophyta; Magnoliopsida; Dioscoreales; Dioscoreaceae
Product: pentatricopeptide repeat-containing protein At4g02750-like
Exons: 2
Coding region: 869-3658 (929 amino acids)
Biological process (GO): RNA modification
Molecular function (GO): zinc ion binding; protein binding; RNA binding
Source: RefSeq, a predicted model, not a curated record